AUUUGGAGUGUGUAACGGGUAGGCAGAGGAUAUUUUGUCAGAGUAGUGUUCUUUUGCGUAGUGUAUUUCUUUUUGUAUUGAAUUAUUUUUUUGUGUGAAAUGGAGGAAGGAGUUCCUGGACCGUCUAGCGUGUCUCCAACAAAGAGAAAUUCAUCGGGAAAGCCCGUUGGAUCUUCUCAAAAAAUGAUGAUCGUGAAUCUAUACAAAAGCCUCAAGGCGGAGCAUCCGGAAAUGAGUUACAGACAACUCAUAGAGUUGCUAUCCAAACGGACUGGAAUCGGGCAGUUGAUAAUUUCUAAGACUGUGUCCGAGUAUAAGUCAACAGGAACCGUUAAGUCUCCAAAUAAGAAGAGACUCCGCAUAAAUAUUUUGGAGAAGACAUCCGAGGAGGCGAUACUGGCCAUAAGGGGGAAGGUGUACGAAUUUUGGUUCAGGCGCGAAAUUCCAAACGUGAACAACGUUUUGGAAGCGGUGAAUCAAGAUCCUGAACUUCCCAGUUUUAACGAAUCGUCGCUAUACCGGUUGCUGAAGCGAAUUGAAUUUAAAUGUAUCAUUCGCGCGUGUAACAGUGCGCUGAUCGACAAAAAUCAUAUUGUCGUCUGGAGGCAGCGCUACAUUCAGCAAGUACAAAAAUAUCGUUCCGAAGGGCGCCCGAUGUAUUUCUUAGAUGAAGCAUGCAUUGAGACUUCUGUUACCUGCCCUGCAAACGCGGAACAAAGGGGCCUGUCCAUUGGCAAGCCGGAGCCCGCCAACAAAGGAGAACGACUGACAAUAGGCCACGUCGGGUCAUCGGAUGGGUUUGUACCUGGGGCCCUCCUCUGUUUGGAGGCGAAGAAAAAUUCUGCCGACUACUACAACGAAAUAAAUGGCGACAUAUUUUUCAACUGGUUUCGCAGCGUUUUGCCCAUGUUACGAGAUGGGGCAGUUAUCGUUAUAGACAAUGCUCCGUGUCAUAGUAUGAAAUUAGAGAAAUAUCCCACCAUGAGCUGGAAGAAAAACGAUAUUAUCAGGUGGCUGAUUGCUAAGGGGGAAAAGGUAGAACCAUGGUAUGUCAAAGCGCAGCUGGUACAAAUAUCGCGCAAGCUAAGGCGAUAUGAAUAUGUAAUCGACGAAUACGCCAGGCUGCAUGGACAUACUGUGGUACGCCUUCCCCCUUACCACUCUGAGCUGAACCCCAUCGAGUUAGCAUGGGCAAAAAUCAAAGAGUAUGUGUGGGCGCGAAGCACAACAUGUGAUAUCCAGACACUGGUAUUAGAAGCCGUGGAAAAUGUGUCCGCCGAGUCGUGGCAGAAUUUUAUUCGCCGGACGACGGAGGAGGAAAACAGGUACUGCCAACUCGACCACAUUACUGAUAAUAUUCUGGACGCAAGUGGUGAGUGGGUGGACCAAUCCGAUGACUCCGACAGUGAUAUCGGUUUUUAAAUAUCCUUUUUUGUGUGUAAAUAUUUUGUAAAUAGUAAAUAUCAUAUAAAUAGCGUAUUUUAUGUGUAAAUAUUUUGUAAAUAGUACAUUUUCUUGUAAAUAUGUAAAUAGCGCAUCAAUGUAUAUAUGGAUAUUUUUUUAUAAAUAUUAAACACAUACUGAACGUGUGCAGACGCGCACGGUUUUUUA
Osmia lignaria (orchard mason bee) is the source of this 1611-nucleotide messenger RNA. RefSeq lists its product as uncharacterized. Lineage: Eukaryota; Metazoa; Arthropoda; Insecta; Hymenoptera; Megachilidae. Gene Ontology annotation, molecular function: nucleic acid binding. The record is from RefSeq and is a predicted model, not a curated record.